Molecule: messenger RNA, 2835 nt
Organism: Leptonychotes weddellii (Weddell seal)
Lineage: Eukaryota; Metazoa; Chordata; Mammalia; Carnivora; Phocidae
Source: RefSeq, a predicted model, not a curated record
AUGAGACAGCAGGUGAAGGCAGCCGCACUGGUUCUGUCUCCCUGCAGGUACCUGGAAGAGGUGGGCUACACGGACACCAUCCUGGACAUGCGGUCCAAACGCGUGCGCUCCCUCCUGGGCCGCUCGCUGGAGCUCAACGGGGCCGUGGAGCCCAGCGAAGGGGGCCCCAGGGCCACGCCAGGCCCUGGGGGGCUCAGCGGCGGUGAGUCGCUGCUGGUGAAACAGAUCGAAGAGCAGAUCAAGAGGAACGCAGCAGGCAAAGACAGCAAAGAGCGCCUGAGCGGCUCGGUGCUGGAGCAGAUCCCCUUCCUGCAGAACUGUGAGGACGAGGACAGCGACGAGGAUGAUGAGCUGGACAGCGUGCAGCACAAGAAGCAGCGCGUGAAGCUGCCCCCCAAGGCCCUGGUGCCCGAGAUGGAGGAUGAGGACGAGGAGGAUGACUCUGAGGAUGCCAUCAAUGAGUUCGAUUUCUUGGGCUCAGGAGAGGAGGGGGAGGGCUCCCCGGACCCUCGACGAUGCACUGGAGAGGGGACCCACCACGAGCUGGAAAGCCGGCGGGUCAAACUCCAGGGCAUUUUGGCCGACCUCCGGGAUGUGGACGGGCUGCCCCCUAAAGUGACUGGUCCCCCUCCUGGCACACCCCAGCCCCGGCCACACGAAGGUUCCUUUGGCUUCUCCUCAGACGUUUUCAUCAUGGACACUAUCGGGGGCGGGGAGGUGAGCCUGGGGGACUUGGCAGAUCUCACCGUCACCAACGACAACGACCUCAGCUGUGAUCUCUCUGACAGCAAAGAUGCCUUUAAGAAGACGUGGAACCCCAAAUUCACUCUCCGCUCACACUACGACGGCGUGCGCUCCCUGGCUUUCCACCACAGCCAGUCUGCCUUGCUCACCGCCUCUGAGGACGGCACGCUCAAGCUCUGGAACCUGCAGAAGGCUGUCACAGCCAAGAAGAAUGCUGCGCUAGAUGUGGAACCUAUCCACGCCUUCCGGGCUCACAGGGGCCCCGUGUUGGCAGUAGCCGUGGGCAGCAACAGCGAAUGCUGUUACAGCGGCGGGGCUGACGCCCGCAUCCACAGCUGGAAGAUUCCAGACCUCAACAUGGACCCCUACGACGGUUAUGACCCGAGCGUGCUGAGCCAUGUCCUGGAGGGCCAUGGGGACGCUGUAUGGGGCCUGGCCUUCAGUCCCGCCUCCCAGCGCCUGGCCUCCUGCUCUGCCGACGGCACCAUCCGUAUCUGGGAUCCCAGCAGCAGCCCAGCCUGCCUCUGUACCUUCCUCACAGCCAGCGAUCAUGGGAUCCCCACCUCAGUGGCCUUCACCAGCACCGAGCCUGCCCACAUUGUGGCCUCCUUCUGCUCCGGCGACACUGUCUUGUAUGACCUGGAGGCUGGCAGCGCUCUCCUCUCGCUGGAAUCUCGGGGGAGCAGCGGCCCAACCCAGAUCAACCAGGUGGUGAGUCACCCGAACCAGCCCCUCACCAUCACCGCCCACGACGACAGAGGCAUCCGCUUCCUGGACAGCCGGACAGGGAAAUCUGUGCACUCCAUGGUAGCCCACCUGGACGCGGUCACCUGCCUCGCCGUGGACCCCAACGGCGUGUUCCUGAUGUCGGGAAGCCACGACUGUUCCCUGCGUCUGUGGAGCCUGGACAACAAAACGUGCGUGCAGGAGAUCACAGCCCACCGCAAGAAGCACGAGGAGGCUAUCCACGCUGUCGCGUGCCACCCCAGCAAGGCCCUCAUUGCCAGCGCUGGUGCCGACGCCCUGGCCAAGGUCUUCGUAUGAUGCCCACCUGGCCCCGCCCUGGCUGCCGUGCCGGCUGGGGAGCGGGGCCGGGCAGGUGGCACUGAGGUGACUCCCAGCCUCAGUCUGGAGGCCUGGAGGCCUGGCCUCUUCCCGCCUGCCUGGGAGCCUGGUGGUGCUAACGGCCCUUUCCCCAGGAGGCUGACCCCACGGCCUGUCCUUCCCCAGGCAUCCAGCCUGGGGAGCAGCCUCCUUCAGGAAUCACCCUCUGGGAUGGCCUCGGGGAGUUUCCUCUCUGUGCCCUGCCACCCAGUCCUGGUAUCGGAGCCACCUUCUCGGGUGCAGCACAGCCGGGGCUGGGUGUCCUUGGGGAUCAGCUUUUCCAAGACGCCAGAAGGUGCCAGGUUCUCUCUUUGAACCCCUGACCCCCCCUUCUCCAUCUUCCCAGACCUGAGUGGGAGCUGUGCUGGGAGGAGCCCCAGGCGCCCCUGCUCUGGGUCCCCUGGGAAACCAUGGAGCCAGCUGGACCCUGGGCUGCCCUCAGGGGGAGUGCCCGGCCUGGCCCACCCCACAAGCACGCCCAGUCCCCCACCCUCCCCUCCAGUUCCCUCAACACAGCUUUCCAGACACUACCCAGCGUCUCCAGGGCCAGUAACUGCCUGGGGAGCAGGUGAUGCCCUCGGGGGAGGCGCCCACCCCUACCUCCCCCACUGCUCCCAGCCCUCCUCCAGGGGCAGCCCCCCAGCCCCCAUGGGGUCACCCAUGGGGAGAGAUGGCCUUCUCUUGCCCCUCCCUAGGGCAUGGAGGCUGAGGGGGUCCCCCGGGUCCCCCACAACUCUCUGUAUAUCUGUAUAAAUAAAUGGGAUGUUAAUGGAGCCCCGCCCCCCACCCCCCAUGUUGUUAUCACUGUGUGAUAGUCUGUGUCUCCUCUCCUGGUCCUCCACUCUCUUCCUCUAUUUAUUUCACUCUCUUUUUUGGGUUCCACCCUGAGCCCUCGGGCCCCCUUCCAGGUUCCUGUUUAUAAGCCCCCGUCCCCUCUGCCCUGGACUUGGAUGUGAAACUUGUCUCAAUAAACCCUUUGGAGUAAGA